AUGGAAGACUUUCAAGUAGUGUAUAACGGUCAAAACUAUGACAUAAACAAAUUUUUGCGGGACCACCCGGGCGGUGUAAACACUUUAAAAAAAUAUAAAGGCAAAUCUAUAGUGCAAGCUAUGGACUCUUUUGGUCAUAGCACUAGUGCGUACCACAUGUUGAAUGAUUUCAAAAUUAAUGGUGAUUUGAAAGAUGUGAAUGUGACAGGAAAAGUGAGUGUUAACGGUAGGAUUAUUACUAAAGAGGAGUCCAAUAAAAGUUCCGAGGAGAUUGCGUUGUUGGAAGAAUUAGAGGCACGAUUAGAUUGGUCGAAACCUCUACUCGGCCAGUUACAUCUCAUAGCGUCACAUUACGAGCUAUGGGUGAACAGCGCUGUGUACAGAACGUGUAGACUCUUCGGGAAUCCCAUCUUGGAGAGUAUGACGUUUACUCCAUGGUACCUAGUGCCUAUGUUCUGGGUGCCCAUCAUAUUGUACCUGGGAAUCACACAGUUUAUUGAGCAUGUCGCUUGUGGCGACUCGUGUACAAAUGAUUCAAUAUCGUUAUUACAAUUCGGUGGACAUCUCACAUUUGGUAUGAUCCUGUGGACUGCACUGGAGUACUGCUUACAUCGGUGGGUUUUCCACCUAGAUCCAGGUUCUUCGUUAAAAUUGAUCACAUUACAUUUUGUCAUACAUGGACUGCAUCAUAAGAUGCCGUUCGAUGGACUACGGCAGGUGUUCCCCCCGAUCCCAGCUCUGGUCCUGGCCAGCAUCAUCUACGUGCCCUUCUGGCUAACGCUGGACUAUCCACGUAUCAAAUUGGCGGGUGGACUCAUUGGGUACCUCGCGUACGACAUGAUACACUAUUACGUUCACCACGGCUCCCCCAGGGAUGGUACAUACCUUUACACCAUGAAGAGGUAUCACUCCAAUCAUCACUUCGUCAAUCAUGACAAAGCUUUUGGUAUCAGCAGUCAAAUAUGGGAUUACGUUUUCAAAACAUAUGUCCACAUAAAAAAAUUAGGAUUUAGUUUAUAUUGGUCUUAA
This is a messenger RNA of Diatraea saccharalis (sugarcane borer), 1029 nucleotides long. The record is from the annotation of a GenBank genome assembly. NCBI's taxonomy places the organism in Eukaryota, Metazoa, Arthropoda, Insecta, Lepidoptera, Crambidae.